Molecule: messenger RNA, 1644 nt
Organism: Rhizophagus irregularis DAOM 181602=DAOM 197198
Lineage: Eukaryota; Fungi; Glomeromycota; Glomeromycetes; Glomerales; Glomeraceae
Molecular function (GO): iron ion binding; oxidoreductase activity, acting on paired donors, with incorporation or reduction of molecular oxygen; monooxygenase activity
Source: RefSeq, a predicted model, not a curated record
AUGAUAUCCACAAUUAUUUUAUCGUUUGGAAUUUAUGAUAUAUUUUAUCUUUUAAUAACUUUUAUAAUUAUUUAUGUAACUCAUUAUUAUUAUCGAUAUUUUACUCGAUUAAAUCCUUUACCUGGUCCAUUCCCAAUUCCUUUUCUUGGUAACGUUCAUCAAAAAAUUGGAUAUGAAUAUAAUGAUUGGUUGAAAUUAAUGCAUAAAAAAUAUGGAGAUAUAUUUGAAAUAAAUUUUGUAGGACAACGUUCUAUAAUAUUAUGUAGAACAGAAUUUAUUGAAAAUAUGAAUAUACCUACAACAAAAACUAAAUAUCCUUUUAGAUUUCAUAUUACAGAAGGUCUUACAGAAUAUGGUUAUAUUGGUACAGGUUUAGUUAAUAAUAAUGAUCAUAAAUCUUGGAAAUAUAAUCGUCAAUUUUUUAGUCAAGCAAUGAUGACUCCAAGUUUUAAUCAUCAAUCUAUUGAAUGGACUAAUGAAUUAUGGAAUGAAAUGGAAUUUUAUUGGAAUAAACUUGGUGAAGAUUAUGAAUUGGAUUUUAUAAAAUGGAUGCUUAGAUUUACAAAUGAAAUCAUUUUUAAAAUUUCAACUGGAAAAAAAAAUAAUUCUAUUGCUUGUUAUUAUAAUUCUCUUAUUCCUGAAAAUUUUAUUAAUUUAAGUGAAAAUGAAAAUAAAAAAAUUAAAGAUUCUGAAGAUUUUAUUCAUUCAAUUGAAACUUUAGUUGAUGGUUUAAUUUAUUUUGUUAUUUUUAAUAAAUUUAUGAGACGUUAUGUUCCUUUCAUUCGUGGAAAAAUUAAUGGUUUCUUAAAAAAUAGGGAUUAUUUAUUUGAAAGAAUAAGUAAUAUUAUUAAAGAAAGAAAGAUUGAAAUUGAAAAUACACCAUUAGAUCAACCUCUUCGUCAUGAUAUGUUGACAUCUUUUAUAACCGCAAAUACGUCACGUGAUAUUAAUUCCACAAAACAUGGUGAUGUCGAUUUAUUAAGACCGAUGACUGAUAAAGAGAUUUUUGGUAAUAUACUCGAUGCCAUUAAUGGAGGAACUGAUACUACGGCAAAUUUGCUUUGCUUUGUCGUAUAUUAUCUUGGUCAUUAUCCUGAAGUGAAACAACGAUUACGUCAAGAAUUAGAUGAAGUUCUUGGAAAUGAUUUAACGAAACCUAUAAAUUAUAAUAAUAUUGAAAAAUUAUAUUAUUGUGAUGCAGUUAUUAAAGAAGUAUAUCGUCAUUCUCCUAUAACUUUUUUUAUAGGUCGUAUAAAUGUUGAAAAAGAUGAAGUUGGAGGUUUUAAUUGGCCUGAAGGAACUUCUUUUCAUAUACUUUAUUCAGAAAUAAUGAUGUCUAAAGAUUAUUGGACUAAUCCUGAAAAAUUUGAUCCUUAUAGAUUUUAUAAAAUUGAUGAAAAUCAUAAUAAUAAUUAUUUACUUGAAAAACAACAUAUAAAAAAUUCUUUUACUAUAUUUGGUGGUGGUAUUAGAAUUUGUCCUGGUAGAAAAUUAGCUAUGAUAGAAUUAAAAUGUUUAUUAGCUUUAAUUUAUAGAAAAUAUGAUAUUGAAUUGGCUGAUAUUAAUUCUCCUCUUAAAUAUGAAUCUGGUUUAUUUACAACUUGUAAAGAAUUAAUUGUUAAGAUUAAAUCAAGAAAAUUUUAA